AUGUCUUCCUUGCACAUUCGCWAGCCGAUUGCAGCUUCCUUUGCUGUUCUGGUCCUCGCUUCGGCGUACUUGGGUCUGUCGACUCAAAAGCUGCCACAAUAUGGACAAAGCGACAAGGGGCUACAUCUGAUCACCUUCUUCCUGCUGACACUUUCCUUCUACUGGAUCUUUGAACUACCACGCCGUCGUUGCAUUCAUCUGACCCUCAUAGCCUGCACCGCCGGUCUAGGGAUUGGCUCAGAAGUUGUCCAAGGACUACUGCCAAAUGGCCGGGAUUUCGACCCAUUUGACAUUCUCGCCAACGUCGUCGGGUCUGCAUUAUCCCUGUCGCUGUGCUCUUGGUAUCAUCGACGAAUGCUAGAGCGGAAACGCAAGAACAAGCAUUACGAUAUCGUCCCUGGCGAUGAGCUGCCUGAGGGGGACGAAGAAAGGGAUGUAGAAUUGGGCGAAGUCGGUGUUGGGCCGCAGGAGACUGGUGUUGUGCGUGAUCAGGCUAUUGCCGGGGCGACUACAACGGUUGAUGUUACGAGGGAGCUUGACGAAUGGGACGAAAACGCCGAGGACUGGGAAGAAGAGGGCGCAGAGAGCACCAAGGUGGUUGCUAGUCUUCCAGUGGAGGAUGAUACGAAGAAACGGACUGAUUGA
Messenger RNA from Ramularia collo-cygni, 645 nucleotides. Its product is annotated as related to VanZ domain protein. The transcript is spliced from 3 exons. NCBI's taxonomy places the organism in Eukaryota, Fungi, Ascomycota, Dothideomycetes, Mycosphaerellales, Mycosphaerellaceae. The record is from RefSeq and is a predicted model, not a curated record. The coding region runs from base 1 to 645 and encodes 214 amino acids.